Molecule: messenger RNA, 1530 nt
Organism: Protopterus annectens (West African lungfish)
Lineage: Eukaryota; Metazoa; Chordata; Ceratodontiformes; Protopteridae
Gene: RMI2
Product: RecQ mediated genome instability 2
Exons: 2
Coding region: 91-555 (154 amino acids)
Biological process (GO): negative regulation of double-strand break repair via homologous recombination; regulation of sister chromatid segregation; DNA repair
Cellular component (GO): cytosol; nuclear speck
Source: RefSeq, a predicted model, not a curated record
AACAGGUCUCACGCUUCCUUCCUUUAAUUGGUUAGUUCCCUUGUCUGUUGACAAAAGGCGCAUGGUUUGUUUUCUUUCCGGUAGGAAGAAAUGGAUAAUGUUGCUGCGGUUCCGCAGUGUAAAAGCACUCCCUGGAAGUAUCAGUCGCCCCCAAUUAAAAUUCUUUCUCAUCAGUUGAAACGGUGUGAGUCCCGAAUUAAAAACAAUGCACAGAUUUCUUUUUGGUUUGACAGAAGCGUCCAGUGGGGAAAAUCUGCUUUAGACGUAACUGUAGUAUGGAUGCAGGGAACCAUUCACGAGAUUACAGGCGAGAAAAACACGACAGCGAAAAUCCAAGAUGAUAGUGGAAUGUUUACUGUUACCGGCGUAGAUUCCGUUCCAAAAGGCAAGCCCUUCUUGAUCAAAGGAAAAUACGUAAUGGUAAUGGGAGUUGUUCAGUCCUGCACUCCAGAGCCUGUCAUACGAGCUGUAAAAAUUACAGACCUUUCAGAAAAUCCCAUCCACAAGAAAGCUUGGCUACUUGAAGUAGAAGAUCUACAUCGGACUCUUCCUUGAACAACUUUGGCAAACAGCCAAAGGCCCGCAGCCAAUGUCGAAUUGUUGUUUAUUGGUUAACUUAGUUUCACUUUUCAACACGGUUCAUGUAAACUUACAAAGUGCUUUUGUAAGAAGCUGCAGUGUGUGAAUGACCAUGGACAUGGUUCAUAAACUCUCUUGCGACAUGAAUAUGAUUUUGUUGUACAACAGCUUUAGAUCUUUCUGGAAUAAUGGCAGCUAGCAGUUGGAUAGCAGUGGAAUAGACAAGAAUGUCACUUCUGGCAGUACAGUACAUACUGCAACUCAGAAAAUAAAUAGGGAAAAUGCUGAUUCGUUAAAGUUUAUAAUAUUCAAAAGACAGAUUUCCCACAGCUUUGUCUUUUAAAUGCCAAACCAAAGUAUUAUUUAACAGUGGUAACAGGUGUACAGGGUUUCACAACUGAAUGAGUAAACCUGAGUCUCAUAUUAUAUAGUACAUUUUAAAAUGCACAGUGCCAAAGUUGUACAGAUGGAAAACAUCAUAUAACCAGAUACAAAGCUGAAUUGUACAAGUGAGCUGUAAAGUGUUGGUAUGUAGGUUCAUAGGGAUUACAAGUUGUAGUAAAUGAGUGAACUGGACCUGGAGGGAUGCUUGCUGGUCAGCUUGAGUAAAUUAAGCACUGACCUUUGAUUUCUAUUGUGCACCUUAUGAUAACCCAUGUUACACAUAUGUUGCUUUACCUGUUUGUUUAAUCACUUCAUUUACCAGAGUUUGUCACAUGACAACAGACUGAUUUUUUUUUUCAUAAGCUACAAACAUUAUUUUUAGUAUAUGUAUUGCUCAAAGUUUUGUAUAUUUUCAGUAACUGUAUUUCAGUUUUUGUUAAUCUUAAAUAUUUAGGAGCCUAGAGGGCCUGGGUUAUGGCUGAAAAGGGUCCGUGGACCAGCCCUCCAGUCUAAUUAACAAAGAAAAUAAAUAAACAAAUAACACUUGGUAAUGUUUGAAAGAAGUAA